AUGUCGGCCUACUCCAACGCUUCCUCGUCGGCUCCCAAGACACCCACCUCGUCCUACCGUCCAUCCUACGCCAUGGUCGCCUCGCCCGAGUACACCGCAUCGUAUCAGUCGAAAACACCGCAGCAUCACGGCAAUACCUCGGGGCGCUACACAUCGGCGACGCCCGGCUCGGUGCAGCGAGGCCAUCAUGCGAACGCUUCGAUGUCGGCCAUGACGCCCGUCACUCCCAUCACGCGGUCCUUCCACGGGGCAGAGAACGGAGGCGCGGGCGACAUGGACUUUGACGACUUGUCGCCUAUCCGGCCCUCGGCAGGCGGCCAGCUCUAUCCCUCGCUCCCGACCACCACGCCCACUGUCGACCUCAGAUACAAGCACCUCCUCGGCAACUCGCCGGCGCAGCCUGCAGCAGCACGCGGGGCAGCACCUCCCGCCUUUAGUUCGCUCUAUCCUUCAUCUUCAUCGUAUUCAUCGUCUGCCUUACUCGAAGUAUUCUUCGUCCGUCGGACCGUCAUCUACUACCACUUUUGUUUCUUCUUCUGCGCCGACCUACUCUUCUUCCUCUUAUGCUUCUUCUCUCCCGGCUCUCUCGUCCACAUCGACGGCCUGGCGCCCACAUCCUCGUCGUCAUCCAAAGCUCUGCCUCCUGCUUCGCUCAUUCCGACAGUUACCGAGCAGGAGUAUAACGGCUGUGCCGGCUUCCUAAGAGGCCAGAUAUCGUUGCAGCAGCUCAACGAAGCCAUCGAAAAGAUGGGAGCCUUCUGUGCCGCCAACUCGCUCCCGCAUCUGAGCGAAGAUCAGCUGCGCAACGACCUGGGUCUAGGGAGCAAGUGCAAGGCGGCCAUCCUGUUCCUCCUCCAGCUCAAGCGCAUCACAUCGCAGUUCCACUCGGGCGCCUCAGUCUACGUGCCCACCUAA
This is a messenger RNA of Acanthamoeba castellanii str. Neff, 915 nucleotides long. RefSeq lists its product as uncharacterized. The record is from RefSeq and is a predicted model, not a curated record. NCBI's taxonomy places the organism in Eukaryota, Discosea, Longamoebia, Acanthamoebidae. The transcript has 5 exons. The coding region runs from base 1 to 915 and encodes 304 amino acids.